Messenger RNA from Gadus morhua (Atlantic cod), 3520 nucleotides. It is a transcript of the gene fyna, whose product is annotated as FYN proto-oncogene, Src family tyrosine kinase a. Lineage: Eukaryota; Metazoa; Chordata; Actinopteri; Gadiformes; Gadidae. The record is from RefSeq and is a predicted model, not a curated record. The transcript is spliced from 13 exons. Gene Ontology annotation, biological process: protein phosphorylation. Bases 301 to 1920 code for a protein of 539 amino acids. Gene Ontology annotation, molecular function: protein tyrosine kinase activity; protein binding; ATP binding.
CCAUUCCAAGCUUCAGUCCGUACGAUUCCGCAUCAGCCCUACGCCAUCAUCAUCUGUACGCACGGCGACUGGGGCUUAUGAGUAGUAGGGUCGGGCAUGCCACUGUUAUUUUCUCAAUGUAAAAAUCGCUACCUCAGAGAAGAAAAAUCCAUCGAUGCCUUUCCUACCAACCUCAUUUUGGGAAACCCGAUGGAUUAGCCCACCGUGUCACUGUGGCCACCAUGCACUGUAAGUGAGACAAUGUGGAAGGAGUAAAGGCCCGGAAUCCUUGACACUACAGCGUACAGUCGACAGUGGAGAAUGGGCUGUGUCCAAUGCAAGGAUAAAGAAGCAGCUAAACUCACUGAUGAACCGCGGGAGCCUACAAGCCUGCCACAGAACGUGGGCUAUCUCUACGGGGCGGACCCCACUCCGCAGCACUACCCAAGCUUUGGGGUCACCGCCAUCCCAAACUACAACAACUUCCAUGGCGGCGCCACGCAAGGGGUGACUGUGUUCGGGGGAGUUCACACAUCCUCCCAGUCUGGCACACUCCGGUCCAGGGGAGGCACGGGAGUGACUCUGUUCGUGGCUCUGUACGACUAUGAGGCCCGCACGGAGGAUGACCUCAGCUUCAGGAAAGGGGAGAAGUUCCAGAUCCUCAACAGCAUUGAGGGGGACUGGUGGGAAGCUCGCUCUCUCACUACAGGAGGAACUGGUUACAUUCCCAGUAAUUAUGUGGCUCCAGUGGACUCUAUCCAAGCGGAGGACUGGUACUUUGGUAAACUGGGUCGAAAGGACGCAGAGAGGCAGCUCCUCUCCAAUGGUAACCCCAGAGGCACCUUCCUCAUCCGAGAGAGCGAAACCACCAAAGGGGCCUUCUCCUUGUCCAUCCAGGACUGGGAUGACAUCAAGGGAGACCACGUGAAGCACUACAAGAUCCGCAAGCUGGACAGUGGAGGCUAUUACAUCACCACCCGUGCCCAGUUUGAGACCCUGCAGCAGCUAGUGCAGCACUACUCUGCCAGAGCAGCAGGGCUGUGCUGCCGGCUGAUCGUGCCGUGUCACAAAGGCAUGCCUCGGCUGGCUGACCUGUCCGUCAAAACCAAAGACAAGUGGGAGAUCCCGAGGGAGUCGCUGCAGCUUAUCAAGCGCCUCGGCAACGGCCAGUUCGGCGAGGUCUGGAUGGGCACGUGGAACGGGACCACCAAGGUGGCGGUGAAGACCCUGAAGCCGGGGACCAUGUCCCCCGAGUCCUUCCUGGAGGAGGCCCAGAUCAUGAAGAAGCUCCGCCACGACAAGCUGGUGCAGCUGUACGCUGUUGUGUCUGAGGAGCCCAUCUACAUCAUCACCGAAUACAUGAGCAAAGGGAGUUUGCUCGACUUCCUUAAAGACGGUGAGGGGCGGAGCCUGAAGCUGCCCAACCUAGUGGACAUGGCUGCACAGGUGGCGGCGGGCAUGGCGUACAUCGAGCGGAUGAACUACAUCCACCGGGACCUGCGCUCGGCCAACAUCCUGGUGGGGGACAGCCUGGUGUGCAAGAUCGCCGACUUCGGCCUGGCGAGGCUCAUAGAGGACAACGAGUACACGGCCAGACAAGGGGCCAAGUUUCCCAUCAAGUGGACGGCGCCGGAGGCCGCUCUCUACGGGAAGUUCACCAUCAAGUCGGACGUGUGGUCCUUUGGCAUCCUGCUCACCGAGCUGGUCACCAAGGGCCGAGUCCCGUACCCAGGCAUGAACAACCGGGAGGUGUUGGAGCAGGUGGAGCGCGGCUACAGGAUGCCCUGCCCCCAGGACUGCCCCAUCUCCCUGCACGAGCUCAUGGUCCAGUGCUGGAAGAAGGACCCCGAGGAGCGACCCACGUUCGAGUACCUGCAGGCCUUUUUGGAGGACUACUUCACUGCCACCGAGCCUCAGUAUCAGCCAGGGGAUAACCUCUGAGCGGCCAUCCCUCCGUCAUCCCCUGUGUGUGUGUGUGUGUGUGUGUGUGUGUGUGUGUGUGUGUGUGUGUGUGUGUGUGUGUGUGUGUGUGUGUGUGUGUGUGUGUGUGUGUGUGUGUGUGUGUGUGUGUGUGUGUGUGUGUGUGUGUGUGUGUGUGUAUGCGUGUGUGUUAUCCUCAUCCUGAGCACCAGGGGGAGACAAACAAUCAAUCACCACAACUCUGGCGCAAACGAUUGAGAAAUUCGAUAGACUUGACAUUCUUCACAUACACAAGGAAGGACUGGGGGGAAGGGGGGAGUGACGGCAGCAACAGCAACACCAGGAGAGAAAGACUGACUCAAUAUCCACCCUGUCACCCUUUCGGUCUGCUUUUGGGAAGUUCCAGCGUUUAAGACGAUACUGUGCAACGAGCCAGCUGUCUAACUAGGCGGGCAGUCGUGGCUGAGGAACUCUGAAGGAUUGGUGUGUGGAUGAGACAUAUUGUGAUGUGUACCUUGUAUGUACUGUAAAUAUGAAUGCUUGUUUACUCACCCCCAGUUAUUUUAUUUUGUUUUAUUUGUUUUUAUUAUGUUUUGGAAAGGUGUGGAUUCUUCUUGAUACAAAGGCAAAUCUUAGUUUGGAAUUAUGGGUUGUAUGAAGGAAAAAUAAUUGCGUGAGCUCACAGUCAAGAAAUUGUGAAAUAGGCAUAAUUGUAGGGACUGUAAUCGUUUGCCAUUGUGGACAACAAUACUUAAACAAUUUUCUGACGGUCCCCUGGGGACAUUUUUUUUAAUACAAUUGCUAGCCUCUUCUCAAGGCCUGUUUUUGCCUUUUUAUGUUUAGUAAUAUUCUUAUAAUGUAGGGGAAUGCCUUCAUGCUUUCUAUACACUAACUGAACGCCUAUAGCAUCAAGGACACCUCCUUCCACUAGACUUGUAGGGCAUCUGUGCAUCCAUCGUAUUUGUGCUCGAGCCAAUCAUUUUUGAGCCAGCUUAAAUUAUCGUUUGGGUCAUUUUUGGCUUCUUGCAAACAUUGUUCGGCUGAAUUGCUUAUUAAAAACGAUCCGUUUAAAAUGUAGGCCAACGUUGCAAUACUGUAUGGCAGCGGGCUGUUUAAGAGUUAUGCUUUGACACAUAGGCCUACACGUCUUUUUAGCUUCUAAGGCCAAACUAAAUCAACUGCCAUUACCAUGACUAAAAUGAAGAAUGAUUCGUACAUAAUAACUGUCCCCCCGGCAAUGUGUAUGAGGGGAAGAACAUGUUGAUUAUGAGACCAAAAGUGUUUAGUUUAAGUUACUUUUUUGUUUUGUUUUUGCCAUCCAUGUAGGCCUACGUCGAUAAGCAUAGGUAGAUUGCAAUUGCAGUGGUAGUAUAUAUAACCCUGCCUGACUGAAUGACGAGGUAUAUUCCAAGAGAGGUCACCGAUUCCUUGUGUGUAGCUUUUUUUUAUAUUUAAUUUGAUUAUGAGUAUGAACGAGUGAGAGUAAAAAUUAAUUAUUUUUUUGUUUCUCCUUCUCCUCCAUUCAGUAGAUAUAGGCCUACAGGACAUCAUCUUGGUCAUUAUUUAUUGUCUGUUUAUUGUACACAACUGGUUUUCAAAUAAACAAUCUUGCCACCACACA